AAUUGCAUUCGCCAUCUGGACCUUUAACCCCAGGGAGCGUGGGGGAGGGGUCUGACACCCCCCCCUCCCCCGUCCCAGGGAGAUUUGGCCCGAUCCUGAGCGGGCCCCCUCCCCGGGGGCAGAGCUGGGACCGUGGGGGGGUGUCCAGAACCGGUACCCGAGCCCGCCCCCCCCCCCCGAUGGACGGCUGGCGGCUGUUGCUCCUGCGCAGCGACCUUCCCCGCUCCUGAACGACCCCCCCCCCCGCCCCUUCCCGUGCCAGACGCUGCUUUGGGGUCAGUCAGAAGGGGCAGCCCCCCCCCCCGCCCUUCCUGUAUCAGCACCGAGCUAAAACCCUGGCGUGGCUCAGGUCCCCUGGCUCUGGGGAGACGCAGCUCCCCCCCUCCCCCAUUGCCUGACCCUCCCCCCCCCAGCACUGCUUCGAAACUCAGCCCCUCUGACCUCCAGUCCAGCCUGGAUGUUUUACGACCCCCGCCCAGCCGGACGCUCCUGAAGGUCUAUGGCUUGCUGGAACUAAAGCGUCAGGUAGCCGGGCCCCCUGACGGCGCCAUGGAGCGCCUGCUGCUCUACGCCCUGGCCCUCUGCCUGGGCCCCUCCCGCGCCCAGCUGUGCCCCCCCCGCUGCACGUGCCAGAACCUGUCCCCCUCGCUGGCCGUGCUGUGCGCCCGCGCCGGGCUGCUCUUCGUGCCGGGGCUCCUCGACCGGCGCACGGCCGAGCUGCGGCUGACGGACAACUUCAUCGCGGCCGUGCGGCGCCGGGACUUCGCCAACAUGACGCGGCUGGUGCACCUGACCCUCUCCCGCAACGCCAUCCGCCAGCUGGUGCCCUUCGCCUUCGCCGACCUGCGCGGCCUGCGGGCCCUCCACCUGGACGGCAACCGCCUGCCGGCCAUCGGGGCCCAGCAGCUCCGAGGCCUGCCCAACCUGCGCCACCUCAUCCUGGGCAACAACCAGCUGCAGGCCGUGGCGCCCGGCGCCUUCGACGACUUCGCCGGCACCCUGGAGGACCUGGACCUGUCCUACAACAACCUGGCCCGGCUGCCCUGGGAGACCGUCCGUCGCCUUAGCAACGUCAACUCCCUCAGCCUGGACCACAACCUCAUCGCCCACGUGCCCCAAGGCGUCUUCGCCGACCUGCACAAGCUGGCCCGGCUGGACAUGACCUCCAACCGGCUGAAGAAGAUCCCCCCGGACCCGCUGUUCCUCCGCCUGCCCGUCUACGCCAAGUCGAAGGGCUCGCCCCUCUCCUCCCUGGUGCUCAGCUUCGGGGGGAACCCCUUGCACUGCAACUGCGAGCUGCUGUGGCUCCGGCGCCUGGCGCGCGAGGACGACCUGGAGACCUGCGCCUCGCCGCCCGAGCACCUGGGCAAGUCCUUCUGGAGCGUCCCCGAGGAGGAGUUUGUCUGCCAGCUGCCCGUCAUCACCCACCACACGGGCCGGCUGGCGGUGACGGAGGGCCAGGCGGCCACCUUGCGCUGCCGCGGAGCGGGCGACCCCGAGCCGGCGGUGCACUGGCUCUCUCCGGAGGGGAAGCUGGUGGCCAACGGCUCCCGGACGCUGGCCUACGAGAACGGCAGCCUGGAGAUCCUGGUGGCCGCCGUCCAGGAUGCCGGCGCCUUCACCUGCGUGGCUUCCAACGCCGCCGGCGAGGCCUCCGCCUCCGUGGAGCUGCAGGUCAGCCCCUUGCCCCAGCUCGCCGACGGCACCCGCCCCCCGGCGCCCGGGCCCUCCGAUAUCCUCACCUCGGCCAAGGCGGGCGCCGAUGGGAGCGCCGCCCCGCGGGACCGGGGGGUCCUGGCCUCUGAGCUCUCGGCGUCCUCUGCCCUCAUUCGCUGGGUCCCGCCGCGGCCCGGGCCCGGCGUCCGCAUGUACCAGAUCCAGUACAACAGCUCCUCUGACGAGACCCUGGUGUACAGGAUGAUCCCCCCGCCCAGCAGGGCCUUCCUGGUGAAGGACCUGGCGGCGGGGCGGGCCUACGACCUGUGCGUGCUGGCCGUCUACGACGACGGGGCGACGGCGCUGACGGCCACCCGCCCCCUGGGCUGCGUCCACUUCAGCACCCAGCCCGGCUCCCCGCAGUGCCGCUCCCUGCACGCCCACUUCCUGGGGGGCACCAUGAUCAUCAUCAUCGGCGGGAUCAUCGUCGCUUCCGUCCUGCUCUUCAUCAUCAUCCUCAUGAUCCGCUACAAGGCCCACGACAGGAACAAGCAGGCCGAGGUCAGCAACGUCUAUUCCCAGACCAACGGCGGGCAGCCCCCGGCUUCCCGGGCGCAGGACGGGGCCGACGACAGAGUCCGGGAACAAAACGGGGUGGCCCUGAGGAAGGACUGCGAGAAGGGGCUGGCCACCCGUGGCCAAGAGGCGGGCGUGGGGGAGACACCCUCUCCCAGGAGGAGGAAGUGGUCAAGGACUAACCUAGAUCUCCGCCGCAAGUGCCCGACGCCCGGCCAAGCCGAGGAACAAGCGCCCCCGGAGGCCGUGCCCCCCCCGGGUGAGAGGAGACAGGCCGGCGAAUGGACCGAUGUGAAGAUCUGAGCAUCUCACCCAGCAGGAGUGUGGCCGAGCCAUCGGGGCACCCUCAGGUAUCCCCAUGGUCACCGGAACCAGUGGGGCCCCCCUCCCUGCCCCCUCAGGGUUCCCGUUUCACGCCCCCCACCCAGCAGCCGGACCAUAUGGGACCCAGACUGUGCCCCUUCCCCCCCUCCCCCCACGGAGCGGGGCCUGUGAGGGGGUGUGCCCAGACAGGCGGGCUUUUGCAGGACCCCGUUUCUCCACGGGAUGGCGCCGCCCACCCCUGCCCUGGCUCAGGGGUUUGUCCCGGGCCCAUGUGGCUGGCCCCAUGCUGGGGGAGGGGGCGCCUCCUGCUACCCUCCCGCCGAACUCCUGCUCUUGCCUGCAGCCCCAGCAGCUGUUUUUCUAUGACACCCCCCACCACACACACACACUCACAAGUUUUCAAACGGUGUCUAAUUUUCUAAUAAACUCGCCUGCUCUGAG
Molecule: messenger RNA, 2997 nt
Organism: Mauremys mutica (yellowpond turtle)
Lineage: Eukaryota; Metazoa; Chordata; Testudines; Geoemydidae
Product: leucine-rich repeat and fibronectin type III domain-containing protein 1-like protein
Exons: 6
Coding region: 550-2535 (661 amino acids)
Molecular function (GO): protein binding
Source: RefSeq, a predicted model, not a curated record